ACCCUACACAGAGACAGAGAGGAGUAGCAAACCCAACACAGACACAGAGAGGAGUAGUACACCCAACACAGAGACAGAGAGGAGUAGCACACCCAACACAGAGACAAACAGCCCAGUGCCACACACUUUAGAAACCACAGGGAACGUCCAUUCAGCCAGUCCAUGUGUGGGUAUCCUCAACGGACCUGUCACAAAGACCCAGCCUCAGGCCUGCCUCGGUGCUACAAAGCUCCACAUUGAGGCAUGCGUAUCGGGUGUCCGCUGCCAGGAAGAGCACGAGGUGUGUGUCACCAACAGGAACUCAGCAGAGCCGACUGAACCGUCAGAUACGGUGAACAGGAUCUGUCCAAUCAUAUCGUCCGUGGAGGCUGGACUUCCUUUAGAGGCAGGACUUACUGUAGACGUGGGACUUCCUGAAGAGGCGGGACUUCCUUACUUGCUAGACGCCCGUGUGCCUAUACCUGUUCCCGACCCGUAUCUCUCACCGUCACUAGACAGGAAGGGGAUCAACCAGUCAGAAUCCCAGUUAGCCUCACAUGUCCUACCUACUGGGCUAGAGAGUGGAGGAAUUACAGUGAUACAACAACGACAACAACAACAAACACAGCACUCCAGUUCACAACCCCAGGAAAAGGAUGCCGUUCAAACCCAGGGCCUAAUCCCUGAGCUCCAGGACCAGGGGGGCUCUAGCCCAGAGACACCCAGGGACAGUGAGCACUCGCCUGGGGAGCAUAAGUGGGAUGAGGCCUGGCUGAGGGAAGGCUCCACCUCUGUAGAGCUCAAGCCUGGUUUUGCUCAUCCUCAGUCUGACACUGAGGGGGGCAUUGAGGAAUGCCUACCCCCCCACCCCUACUCCCUCCCCCACAUAGACAGGCCGCUUUGCUCUGACAGCUUAGGGUCCGACGACUCAGAACAUUCCCAGCUGAAGACCUCAGACAGAGAGUACAGGACAGGAUCAACCCAUUCCCUGUCUGUGGAAAGAGAGGAGGAGAAGGAGGAGGAGGGAGAGGAGGAGAAAGAGGAGGAGGAAGAUAGUCAUGUUUACAGUCAGCAGGAGCAGGCAGUAGAAAGCACGUCCUGUCCUUAUUCAGCACAGUCAAACACUGUUACAGCAGAACUCUCUGACCAUACAGACACUGUUACAGCAGAACUCUCUGACCGUACAGACACUGUUACAGCAGAACUCUCUGACCAUACAGACACUGUUAUAGCAGAACUCUCUGACCAUACAGACACUGUUACAGCAGAACUCUCUGACCAUACAGACACUGUUACAGCAGAACUCUCUGACCGUACAGACACUGUUAUAGCAGAACUCUCUGACCGUACAGACACUGUUACAGCAGAACUCUCUGACCAUACAGACACUGUUAUAACAGAACUCUCUGACCGUACAGACACUGUUAUAGCAGAACUCUCUGACCAUACAGACACUGUUAUAGCAGAACUCUCUGACCGUACAGACACUGUUAUAGCAGAACUCUCUGACCAUACAGACACUGUUAUAGCAGAACUCUCUGACCGUACAGACACUGUUAUAGCAGAACUCUCUGACCUUACAGACACUGUUAUAACAGAACUCUCUGACCAUACAGACACUGUUAUAGCAGAACUCUCUGACUCUGACCAUAUUGGGCUGCCAAGCACAGAGGAUGCCUUCAGCCCUACAGGAGUCUUCAUAGAGAUCACCAGUGAUCUGCUUGUUGACCUCAGCUCACAGGGUGUGUCUAGUGACAUAGGCCAGGGGUCAACCCAACCUACAGAGACUGAAUCUCUUCAGGGAGACAGCACAGAACCCUCUGCCUUAGAUCAGGAAGCCACGCCGCUGAGGAGGAUAAAGAUUACCGUGGGAACAGACUCUACUGUGUGUAACGACGAGGUCCAGAGCCAGCUGAAGGAGCUAGACAUCCAUCACAGCAUUUCUGGGCCUGAACCCUCUCUCUGCACCGUGCCACCCUCCAUCCUGCCUCUGUCCUGCCUCUCUGACUCCAACAACAACACCAAGGCCAGCGACGGGUCGGUGUUGGGGUCUCCCUGUACAAGGGGUAAGAGGCCAGAGCAGUGGUCCUCCAAGGUAGAGGUAGCCCCCCAGAGCAGCUCAGAAGAGGGUAGGGAUAAAACCCAUGACGAGUCCCCUUCCCUGACCGAGCCCUCCACGUGUACCUCUGACCUCCUGGGGGAGACCACAGAGACACCAGACAGCCCCCUAGAAUACCCCCCUGAGGACUCUGAGGAGUUCCUGUCCUACCUGGCCUACAAGCACUACUGGAGCAGCGAGGACUCAGCCGUGUCCGGGUUGGGGGACGAGUGUCACUUCAGCUUGGCUGAGGUGGAGGAGCUAGAGAGGCUCCAGGGAGAGGGCCACGGAGACGUCCCUUAUCAGAACCAUACUGAAACUACAGGCUGUAGGAGAGAUACAUCUAACCAUACAGACACUACAGGCUGUAGGAGAGAUACAUCUAACCAUACAGACACUGCAGGCUGUAGGAGAGAUAUAUCUUACCAUACAGACACUACAGGCUGUAGGAGAGAUAUCUCAGACCAUACAGACACUACAGGCUGUAGGAGAGAUAUCUCAGACCAUACAGACACUACAGGCUGUGGGAGAGAUAUAUCUAAACAUACAGACACUACAGGCUGUGGGAGAGAUAUAUCUAACCAUACAGACACUACAGGCUGUAGGAGAGAUAUCUCAGACCAUACAGACACUACAGGCUGUGGGAGAGAUAUAUCUAACCAUACAGACACUACAGGCUGUAGGAGAGAUAUAUCUAAACAUACAGACACUACAGGCUGUAGGAGAGAUAUCUCAGACCAUACAGACACUACAGGCUGUGGGAGAGAUAUAUCUAAACAUACAUACACUACAGGCUGUAGGAGAGAUAUAUCUAAACAUACAGACACUGCAGGCUGUGGGGAGGUUGUAGAGGGGGUAGUUAAUUCUAAUUGUGCUGCUAACAGUCCUUCAGACCUUUCUGAACCCUUAGCUUCCUACCUGGAGACCAGAGGCCUGCUAUUGGACAGCACAGAGAAAGAGGAGGUGCAGCAGUCCAGCCCCCACCAAUCCCCUAACCCUCCCUCAGAGGGAGACAGACAGGACUGUAGCAAAUCACCUGGGGCUUUAGGAUUAGAGGACAGUUUGUUUGCUGAGGAGUCCAGCUCGUACAGCACCUACCUCCAGACCAGCUCUCACCCUGCCCUCCUGCAGCAGGAUCGUGGGGUGAGGAUUGUGAGGUACCCCUACUCCGACGUCAGUCUCAACCUGCUCUCUCUCAGUAGCCUCGAGCCCAUCCUAGAGGCAGACUCCGACCGCUCCCUGGACAACUCUGGGAUUGUGGAGGAUGUGACUGGAGUAGAGGAGGAGGGGGAGGAGGAGGAGGAGGAAGAAGGGGAGGAGGAGGAGCGAAGACAGAGUGUUAGGAUGAGGCCCACUGAGAAAGACAGGGACAGUGUUGUCCUGUCUGGUGACAUCAUCCUGUCAAACUCCACCUCCGGCCUUGAGAGCCCGUCGUUGUGUCUCCCCGAGGACUCAUCCAGUAUCGAGUCAUCAGAGCACCAACUGGACUCGUUGACCUUUGACCCCAGGGGCCAUGCAAGCAGCGAGAGACGCUCCAGUCCAACCCCCACCUCUGUGUCCUACGACUUUGACACCACCAGCACUAACAGUGAGGAAACGGAAGAGUCCAUCCUGCCUGUCUCGGGGGGGAACACCAACCUCCACAAACCCAUGAAGAGCAACUCUAAAGACAGCCAGGCAGGGAGGGCCAAGAGCUCCAAGUUCUCUGUUUUUGCCAAGAUGCCUUCUUUCAGGAAGGGGAAGAGUCUGAAGAAUGCCAAGGAGGAGGACUUGCCCCGGGACUCACCAGACCUGGGCCUGAGCAGGGAUAUGGGGGGAGGACAGGUAGGACAAGGGGGAGACACCUCGGAUGAUGACAAUGUUUUCUUGAAGGGGGACAUCCUGUGCCAGACGGUUCAGCAGCCCUUCUCCUCUGGUCUGGGUGGUCGCUACGAGACAGAGCAGGAGGAUUACAGCUUCUUCCCCUCCACACCGCGCACCCGCCAUGUCCGCCUGCUCUUCAGGGAUGGGCCUGGGGACACCCCCCUGACCUCCCAGCCCGGAGGUCUCAGACACAACCAGACCGGGGCCCCCGAGGGCCUGCACGGCUACAAGAGGAGCAAGAGCUCUGACAGCCUCAACCUCCGCAUGCGCUUCGCCCAGGCCCACAAGUCCCUGUCCAGCCUGUUUGAGUCUCGCUCCAUGGACAAGGAGAACGAGGAGGAGCAGGUGAACAUUGAGACUGGGAGCGAAGGGGAGGUGGGGCGAGCCAAACAGUCCUGGAGGAGGCUAAAGAGAGAGAGGGCCAAGGAGGCAGAACUGCUGAGGAGGACCCUGUCUGUCCCGGUCGGGGACGGGGUCAAGGGAGGGGACGGUGAGGAUGGGGGUGUGAGGACGCCCAGACAGACCCACAGUGACUAUGCGUCCCGCUCUGCCUCAGUGCUCAGUGUCUCUGGGUCCCCCUCCUCUCUCAGGGCCCUGUGUCUCACCGACCCCCUCACUAAGAGGGGCUUCCAGGACAGUCAGAGCGUGGCUGGGGAGAACACCCCACUGGGCUGCAAGUCAGAGGGCCAGAGGAGGAAAGGGAAAGUCCCACCCAACGGCCUGUCAAUCAACUUCUCUGACUCCGGACCGCACUCCUCGGACGACUCUGAAGCCCCACCCACAAACGACUCCAGCCCCCUGUCGCCCAUGAGCCCCGCCUCCCUGGCCACCCUAGCCAAUCAGCUGUCUUGGUCCAGCUCCAGGUCCCCAGGAGGAGCCUAUGAGAGCACAGCGUCUAGCAUGGCAGCAACACCAGACACCCCAGUGAGACCCAUGAGCCCCAAGCCCCACAGCCCCAGACCGGCUGCCCAGCACAGGCCCUUCCGCUACCCCCAAUCUGCAUCAGCCCGGGCCUCAGCCCUGUCCUUGCUCCUCAUGGCUCAAUCAGCCAGUGUAGAGGGCUUGUCUGACCCACCAGAGAAGCCCAAGACCCUGAAGCCCAGAGCGGGGCCGCUAGGCUCCUCCUCCCUCAGUCCAUUGGAGGACAGUGGAGUGGACAGCCAAUCACAGAUCAACCUGCUUACACCUAUGUCCAUCAACCAGUUUGAGACUCAGGGUGGCUGUAGACCCACCAGCCAGGCAGGAGGAGAGAAGAGGCUAGCAGAGCUUAAGUCCCCUGGGUCUGGACUGGUCACUACUGCCUCAGCCCUCAGACCACCACCAGGCCACAGGCCGAACAGGGAGAGGGACAGGGGUCCAAGACGCCACCGCUGCUCCUCAGACGACCUGUGGAUCGAAGAGGAGAAGAGACGGAAGCGGAAGCUGGCCCGAGUCGUGAGGGGCAGCCUGGGACAACUCAACACCCACUGUCCUGAAGAUCUGGAGAAAGCACGGGCUCGAGUGUCCCUGACGACCAUGGAGGAGUUCUCCAGGAUUCCCCUGAAGGCCCACUGCUUCUCCCAGAGCACCCCCAUCGGACUUGACUGUCUGGGCUGGAGACGACGCAUCUCCUACCCCUCGGUGAUAGUACCAGACGGAGGUGGAGAGAAGGCCGGUCUGGGUGAUGAUCUAGGCAGUGAUGAAGACCUGUAUGAAGAGUUCCGCAGCUCCGGACAUCGCUGUGGACACCCAGGGGGAGGUGGAGAACAACUGGCCAUAAAUGAGCUGAUCAGUGAUGGCAGCUGUGUGUACGCCGAGGCCCUGUGGGACCAUGUCACCAUGGACGACCAGGAGCUUGGCUUCAAGGCUGGGGACGUCAUCGAGGUAGUGGAUGCCACCAACAAGGAGUGGUGGUGGGGACGCAUCCUGGACAGUGAGGGCUGGUUCCCAGCUAGCUUUGUUCGGUUGCGUGUGAACCAGGAUGAGCCCAUGGAGGAGUACCUAGCCCAGCUGGAGGAGGCUGGGGCUGGGGAAGUGGACCGGCCAGGGGUGGGUCUGAUCCUGGGACCAGGCUUGCCGUGUAAGGACCAGAUGAGGACUAACGUUAUCAAUGAGAUCAUGAGCACAGAGAGAGACUACAUCAAACACCUCAAAGACAUCUGUGAGGGUUACAUCAAGCAGUGCCGUAAGAGGAUAGACAUGUUCACAGAGGAGCAACUGCGGUGUAUAUUCGGCAACAUCGAAGACAUCUACCGCUUCCAGAAGAAGUUACUGAAAGGUCUGGAGAAGAGGUUCAACAAGGAGCAGCCGCACCUCAGCGAGAUUGGAUCCUGCUUCCUCGAACACCAAACAGACUUCCAGAUCUACUCGGAGUACUGUAACAACCACCCCAACGCCUGUGUGCAGUUGUCCAGACUGAUGAAGACCAACAAGUACGUGUUCUUCUUCGAGGCCUGUCGUCUGCUGCAGAAGAUGAUUGACAUCUCGCUGGAUGGCUUCCUGCUCACGCCCGUUCAGAAGAUCUGCAAGUACCCUCUGCAGCUGGCCGAGCUACUGAAAUACACCAACCCUCAGCAUAGGGACUAUAAGGACGUGGAGGCUGCCUUGAACGCCAUGAAGAACGUGGCCAGGCUGAUCAACGAGAGGAAGCGGCGCCUGGAGAACAUCGACAAGAUCGCCCAAUGGCAGAGCUCCAUAGAGGACUGGGAGGGAGAAGACAUCCUCAGUAUGAGUUCAGAUCUGAUCUUCUCUGGAGAGCUGACGAAGAUCUCCCAGCCUCAGGCUAGGAGCCAGCAGCGCAUGUUCUUCCUCUUCGACCACCAGAUGGUCUACUGCAAAAAGGACCUCCUGCGCAGGGACAUGCUGUACUAUAAGGGUCGUAUGGACAUGGACCUGAUGGAGGUGGUGGAUGUGGAGGACGGGAAGGAGAAGGACUUCAACGUGUCGGUGAAGAACGCUCUGAAGCUGCGCUCGCUGGCGGGGGACGAGGUCCACCUGCUGUGUGCCAAGAAGCCUGAGCAGAAACAACGCUGGCUCCGAGCCUUCCAGGACGAGAGGACGCAGGUGCAGCACGACCUCGAAACAGGAUUCUCCAUCACUGAGGUCCAGAAGAAACAGGCCAUGCUGAACGCCUGCAAAAGCCAUCCAGCUGGGAAGCCCAAAGCGGUGACCCGGCCCUACUAUGACUUCCUGCUGCGUCAGAAGCACCCGUCUCUGCCCAGCACCGUACCCCAGCAGCAGGUCUUCAUGCUGGCUGAGCCCAAACGCAAGGCGACCACCUUCUGGCAAAACAUCGGCAGACUGACGCCUUUCAAGAAGUGAAACGUCGGAGAGGAGGAUUAGAGGAGAAAGGCUAACGCCUGAACUGACUUUUUUAUCCCCAAUCCUUUUUUUUCCUUCUCUCGUUUGUUCUUUGUUAUACAUACUGUUAUCCUAAUUCAUAUACUGAUUAUUGUGAAAGAUCAACAUGAUGAUGAUGAUGAUAUUUUUUUCUUUGAGAAAGCACUUUAUAGGUUGGUUACAAUCAGACUUGGGAAUGGUUCUCCCGGACAUCGUGUAUACGUUGGGAGAAUGUUACUAGGACUAUUUUACCUGCUACUGCUACUACAACUUCAACCAAGCACCGAUUGGUACUAAUAUUACUACUGCUGUGUGAUCAUGUGACUGCCAAUGAGGCUCCUCUUUUUGGAAAGACGUUGACUGACGCAACUAAAUGAUUUUUUCCCCCAGUGUUUUUGUUUUGUUUCGACAAAUGCCAACUGUUCACAGUGCCAGAUCAAUUUUGCUUUUGUAUUUAAGUUUGUGCUGUGUCUGCUAUUGAAAAAAAGGUGAAAAAGGGGGAUAAAGUUUAUUGUACUUCUCUUUGUGCAAA
This is a messenger RNA of Oncorhynchus mykiss (rainbow trout), 7790 nucleotides long. NCBI's taxonomy places the organism in Eukaryota, Metazoa, Chordata, Actinopteri, Salmoniformes, Salmonidae. The record is from RefSeq and is a predicted model, not a curated record.